Messenger RNA from Endocarpon pusillum Z07020, 1884 nucleotides. RefSeq lists its product as uncharacterized. The record is from RefSeq and is a predicted model, not a curated record. The transcript has a single exon. Lineage: Eukaryota; Fungi; Ascomycota; Eurotiomycetes; Verrucariales; Verrucariaceae. The coding region runs from base 1 to 1884 and encodes 627 amino acids.
AUGGAGAAAAUCCUCUCUCUUACGUCCCCCAAGUUUUGCAUGGUUCACUGGCGGCCGCCGAGAUUGUGCGAACCUAUCGGUCAAAACAAAGAUCGCUAUCAUUGCAUGCUCCAAAAUCUCAAGAAAAUUGUUGAAACUUGUGUCAACGAACAUAUUGAGUGUUCGCAAAUUAGAAGUGGACAGAAUCCAUCCAUCGUACCGACCCGGCUGAUUGAAGUUGGUGCAACCAAUCCACCGCAACCGGCACGCCUCAUCAAGCCAAAAAACGCCUCUGACUUGGACGCACCGCCGCGUUCUGGAAAGCUUUCCGGCUAUGUAACUCUGAGCUAUUGCUGGGGUCCGAUUCAAGAUACCGACCACCGAAUGUUCGAAGACACCGAAGAUGCGAUGAUGCAAAGCUUGACGAACCUUCCGAAGACGAUCGAGGAAGCAAUUUCCAUCUGCCAAAGGAUGGGCGUACAAUAUCUAUGGGUCGAUGCACUCUGUAUCAUGCAAAAUCGCGACGGUCAUUCCGAAGAAUGGGAGUCCGAAGCGUAUAAAGUUGGGAAUUACUACAGCAAUUCCAUCUUCACUAUUGCCGCUGGCCGGGCCGCUACUAGCCACGAAGGAUGUCUUCCCCUCAAAUCCACAAGAUCGGAUACAGAGUUUGCUGUCGUAGGCCAUGACUGGACUGUCUCUCGCUCUUACCCGCAAAUUAGUAGGAAGAGCCCGCUCUGGAAACGGGCUUGGGUACUCCAAGAAGCUUCUCUAUCAACUCGCAUACUCUGGUUCACGGACAGAACAGUAUUAUUUCUGUGCAAAACUGACUCCCGGGAUUGUCGUGACCGCCCUGCCAGCCAUGCCUCAAGGGCCUACAGGCCCAGUGACGGCGGCUAUCGAUAUCCAUUUGAACCUCUUCCCAAGGAGCCGGAUAUCAACAUAGAUUGGAAUGACAUGGUCGAGCAGUAUUCUAGAAUGCGACUUACCAGGGAAGAGGACCGGAUCAUAGCAUUGGCAGGCAUCACACGCUAUUUUAAUCCCAAAGGAGAGCACAUAUACUUGAGUGGGGUCUGGAUUAAUUCACUCCCCGAAGGACUUUUAUGGCGCUCUGUCAAAACUGGCUACAUCUUCAGUGAUAUAAGCUUGUCUGAAGUACCUGGAUACUGGUAUGAUGCACUGCGAGGCCGAGCAACUCGUCGCGACAACAAACCUGAAUUCGAUGGUCGGGACGACCGUGGUGUCAUCAUCGAAUGGAGCUUCUGCGCCGAGAAAGAAAAAUGCGUACGCAGAAGUCAUAUUCACCGGAUACCUGGCAUGCCAUCUUGGAGCUGGGCUUCACUUAAUACACAGGUGCGAUACGAUUUGACCAGGGACCUAAAAGAGCAACUUGAUCUUGGAUGUAAAAGCAGAGAUUGCCGAGUUAGGCAUUUGAAGUUCUUGCAAUCCUCUCUUGACGAUCCUGCAGAACCGGAUGCGAACGGUCGAACCAAAGAUCCUUAUUUACGAGUUAGUGCAGCCUUCGGCACACUUACAUUCAACCCGCGUUCAAAUACCAAGCAAGACUGGCGCGUUGGAGGACUUGACGCCAAGAUAUUUCUUGACCUUUGCAGUCAUUUCUCGAUGCAGAGACCGGAUGGAUCUAUCACCGCAGAUUGCAUUCUUGCUGUUCAUGUCUGCGAAACAAAAAAACCCGUACUAAGUCAUGCCAUGUAUGUCAUACUCUUGGAAACGGACCUGGAGAGAUCCGGACACUGUUACAGACGCAUUGGUGUGGCAACAAUUAUGAUGCCAGUUAAGUCUUUUGUGGUUGGGUCUUUCCUCCGCGAAGCCUCUCGAACAGAAUUCCGAGAACUCCUGGUGUCGCACUUUGAAGAUGAUAGCCUUAGAACGAUCGAUCUGGUUUGA